Molecule: messenger RNA, 2313 nt
Organism: Effrenium voratum
Lineage: Eukaryota; Dinophyceae; Suessiales; Symbiodiniaceae
Source: the annotation of a GenBank genome assembly
AUGGCUCACUGUUCCAGUUCUCGAUGUUCCAGCCGCGUUCAAAUCAGGCCAAAGGGACUAAGACUCACCUUUGCCGCCUUUGUAUUGUUGGUGCACGCAGCACAUCGUUGGGCUUGGUCAUCCGAUCCCGGUUUCGUAGGUGUGUUUAGCACAUGCAGCAGAGGUAGGCAAAGCUGCCUCACUGCGCAUGCGUGGCGAGAGGAGGAUGCCGAUGGCAAUAUCAGCAGCAUGGACUGGGAUGAGGAGUUAAGAAAGGCAACCGGGCUGCUCCAAAGGAAAUUGGAGGAGGAAGAUCCAUUUGCAACAGUGGCGCCACGAGUAUCUCCACUAGGUCAUGACUGGACGGUGGAGAGGGUGGAGUUACAAGAUGGGAUGCCGCCAGUGGGCACAGUCCUUUUGGCAGAUCCCCGCAGCUUUCUGGAGUCCACAGAUGAGCCGCCUGCUGCCGCGCGCACCGGGCUGUUGCCAUCGACGGAGACAUCUCGACGAGAGAAAGCACGGCUUCCUGUUGUCCUGGUAACUCGACAUCGCUUUGACAGCAUAGAGGGCGUUCUGCUGGGCAGCUGGAGUGGGAAGCUGCUGGGCGACAUGGGCGUUCAGAAUUUCAUGACCCGCCCUCUGUACAUCGGCGGUGUCAAUCGGAGUGGACUUUCGAUGUUGCACGCGUACCCGGACAUGCCAGGAUCCUUCAAGCUGACUGAGGAGGGUCUGUCAGCCAGGUCGGCAGGACGGGUGCAGCGGCGGGCCCAGCAGAAUCCCUACGACGUUUUGGGCCUGGGCCGCACAGCGGGCUACGACGAUAUUCGGGCGGCUUUCCGUCGGCUGGCCAGGAAGUAUCAUCCAGAUGUCCCAGACACUGGCGACGAUGACCGGUUCCGAGACAUCCGGGAGGCGCUGGAAGAGCUGGGGACUCCGGAAGGCCGGACUCGAUGGGCCAGGCCGAGCCAAGCCCAAAGUUCUUACAGCUCUUAUCCCAGGACUGAUCCGUUUGAGAAGUCCUGGAAGCAAGAAACCAGAAGGCGUUGGCAGGAGCAGGAGCGUGCGAGAGAGCAAGAGAGGAGGUGGCAGAAGCAGAGGCAACAGCAAGAGAAAGAGGAGGCCAAGAAGGCCCGGGCUGCAGCCGCGCAAGACACAUUCUUCUCCAAAGAGCUCAAGAAGGCAGUUGCACAUGCUCAACAGCGACAGGCCGCUCGUCGCAUGGAGUGGAAAGCUCGAAUGAAGGAGGCUGCUCACAAGCUGCGAGAGAAGCUGAAGAAGGAGAUGUCAGCUGGCUGGAAUAUCAUCAAUGACUUUGAGCAGCAGCGAGGUGAAGAGAUGAGGAAGCAGGUGGACACGUGGAGUGUGAACCUCGAGUCUGAGAAAGAGGCGGCGGUGGCGCGCCGAGCUGAGGAUGGCAAGCGUUGGGUCGAGAAGUUUGCUGAGGUUCAGCGCAAGGCGUCGCAUCGUCAGGAGGAAAUUGGCAAACUAUAUGCUGACCGACUCCGAGCCUUUCGAGAAGAAUUCCAGCAAUCUCGGCAGGCUUCUUCGCCGGAGCGGAUGGAGAAGAUCAAGAAGGACAUUGAAGACAUUCUCGACAUACAGGAGGAGCGCACCUCAUCUCGAAUGACGGAGAGCUACAGCAGCAUGAUGGCAAGCUUACAAAGGUCCAUGACGGGGGAGCCGAAGAUUUGGAAGGACACCUUCAGGCAGGCACUGAUGCGGUUUGCAAAAGGGGGGAACUUUGUGGUCAACAAGAAGUGGCAGCAGCAGUUCCAAGAGACCAUGCGGAAGAUGGGGGAGAAGGAAAUGGACGAGGUCUCGCAGUGGAUCAAAGACUUCAACAGCGUCCAGAAGAAGGAGUCAAAGAGCAGGACCAAGCUUGCACAGGCUGGCCAGAGACUGAAGAAGAAUGUGGUUGACCGUCGUGCCUACGAGAAGAUUCUGCGAAAGAUUGAUGGCUGCCACAAGGCGGAGAUGAAGCGGCUCCAGUGGCAGGCUUGGGAUCGACGACAGUGGCUGAAGAAGUUCCGCCAGGAAGAAGACAGACUCUAUGAGUCAGAGAAGGAGCAGGAGUUGAAGCAGAUACAACAGUUCUGGAAGGGUCCUGGCACCGCGCUCCGCUUCAAGUUCUUUUGGAACAACGUGGUUUGGCGCAGGGACGAGGUCCAAGAGCUGUCGUCAGAGGCAGGGAUUUGGAUCCCUGUGAAAGUGAGUCGCGACCUGUUGCUCCGUGAACCUGAUUCCUCCUUCGAGGAUCCGCUUUGGGUGCAGUAUGCUGACAGGGCUGGCGGAGAGCUGAGGGAGCUCAGCGAGAGGUUUGGCCUUUCCGCCUGA